This is a messenger RNA of Panicum hallii, 2556 nucleotides long. Its product is annotated as putative pentatricopeptide repeat-containing protein At3g13770, mitochondrial. Gene Ontology annotation, biological process: RNA modification. Gene Ontology annotation, molecular function: RNA binding; zinc ion binding; protein binding. The transcript is spliced from 4 exons. Bases 1 to 1827 code for a protein of 608 amino acids. The record is from RefSeq and is a predicted model, not a curated record. Lineage: Eukaryota; Viridiplantae; Streptophyta; Magnoliopsida; Poales; Poaceae.
AUGCUUGCCGCGCGCGGCCUCCGUCGUCUUGCGGCGGCGAUAUGCCUCGCACGUCGCUCUGCGUCGGCAGUGGCGGCGCUCCCGGCAGCCGGCGCCGCGCGGUUCCACGACUACGACGCCGCCGUCACGGAGUGCAUCGAGAGGCGGGCGCUCCGGGUGGGGCGGCAGGUGCACGCGCGCAUGGUGGCGGCGGGGUACCGCCCGGCGCUGUACUUGGCGACGCGGCUGGUGAUCAUGUACGCGAGGUGCGGCGCGCUGGGGGACGCGCGGAACGUGCUCGACGGGAUGCCCGAGCGAAAUGUGGUCUCGUGGACGGCCAUGAUCUCGGGGUAUUCUCAGAACGAACGGCCUGCCGAGGCCUUGGAGCUGUUCAUCACAAUGCUCAGAGCUGGAUGCGAGCCUAACGAAUUCACUUUAGCAUCAGUCCUUACAUCAUGUACUGGUUCUCAAGGCAUACAUCAGGUCAAGCAAGUCCAUGCUUUUGCCGUCAAAACAAAUUUUGAGUUACACAUGUUUGUAGGGAGUGCCCUUCUUGACAUGUAUGCCAAGUCAGAGAAUGUCCAAGAAGCUCGGAGGGUGUUCCAUAUGCUUCCAGCAAGGGAUGUUGUUUCCUAUACCGCCAUUAUAUCUGGUUACACCCAUCUGGGCCUUGAUGAGGAAGCCUUGGACUUGUUCAGGCAGUUGUACAAUGAGGGGAUGCAAUGCAAUCAAGUUACCUUCACAGCCCUUCUCAAUGCACUGUCUGGCCUUGCUUCCCUCGAUUAUGGCAAGCAGGUUCAUGGGCUAAUACUUCGUAAAGAGUUGCCAUUUUUCAUGGCUUUACAGAAUUCUUUGAUUGAUAUGUACUCCAAAUGUGGCAAGCUUUUAUACUCACGAAGGGUAUUUGACAACAUGCCAGAGAGAUCAGUCGUCAGCUGGAAUGCGAUACUUAUGGGAUAUGGAAGGCAUGGCUUAGCGCAUGAAGUUGCUCAGCUUUUUAGAUCUAUGCCUGAAGAAGUAAAUCCUGACAGUGUUACUCUGUUGGCUGUUUUGUCUGGCUAUAGUCAUGGUGGGCUUGUUGAUGAGGGCCUUGAUAUGUUUGAUCUUAUAGUCAAAGAACAGAGAACACUCCUCAAUAUUGAACACUAUGGGUGUGUUAUUGAUCUUCUUGGACGUUCUGGACGACUUCAAAAGGCACUAAAUUUGAUACAAAAGAUGCCAUUUGAACCAACUCGAGCAAUUUGGGGUUCAUUGCUUGGUGCGUGUAGAGUUCAUGUUAAUAUUCCUGUUGGUGAGCUUGUCGCUCGGAAGCUUCUUGACAUUGAACCAGAAAAUGCUGGCAACUACGUGAUCCUUUCUAAUAUCUAUGCUGCUGCUGGGAUGUGGAAAGAUGUUUUCAGAGUGAGGAAGUUAAUGUUGAAGAAUACUGUGAUAAAGGAACCAGGACGGAGCUGGAUGAUUCUUGACAAGGUUAUUCAUACCUUCCACUCUAGUGAGCGUUUCCACCCCAGGAAAGAAGACAUAAAUGCUAAGGUUAAGGAGAUAUACGUUGAUAUUAAAGCAGCUGGUUUUGUUCCUGACCUGAGCUGUGUACUUCAUGAUGUUGAUGAUGAGCAGAAAGAACGCAUGCUUCUGGGCCACAGUGAGAAGCUAGCCAUAACUUUUGGAUUGAUGAGUACUCCUUCAGGCUUGCCCAUCCGGGUUAUGAAGAAUCUUCGCAUAUGUGUUGACUGCCACAAUUUUGCAAAGGUUGUUUCGAAAGUUUAUGGAAGAGAGAUAUCCCUCAGAGACAGAAAUCGCUUUCAUCUAAUUACAGAAGGAGCUUGCACCUGUGGAGAUUACUGGUGAAAGUGCUAUACUGCUCAAAUUGCUUUGCUGAUAGGAGAGCUGUCCAUGUGAUAAUACACACUGAGAGGAACUAACGGAACAUAUCAAUAUCAUGUGCUCCACCUUCUGAUUUCAGAUUACUAUAGUUCAGAAAGGACUUUUUGCAAAGAAUACUCCCAGGGCUAUAUUGCAUAUUGCCAGAUAAUACACAUGCAGCAUAUGAUGUAAGCUGUUAAGGCACCUUGGCACUUUCUCUCAGGCACCACUGCCAUGUGCUCAGAGUCGAGGAAUGGAUGAGCCACAAGCUUGAGCCCGAGGGGGGUGGCUUGCCAAUGUCAAAGACAACAUUGGCAAAUUGUGGGUGGAAGAGCAUCUGAUAUAUGCGCCAUGACUGAACUGAGCUGAGAGAGAAAGGAGAAACCAAGAAAGCUAGGGUUACAUGGAGUCAAAAACGUUCCAUUGGAUCAAGCUUGCAUGUGCUCCUUCCUCCUUGUAACCUCGCGAAAUGAGGCUCUUCGGUGGACUAGUGGAGAACUGCAACUGUCACAGUAAAGCAGCAAUUCAAUAAGAGAACUGCAGCAGUCACAGUAAAGUGUCAAUCCAACUAUAGAAAAGUAGAGUUGUUGCAGUAAAGUAGCAAUGCAGUCAUUUCAACUGGUAAGAUUUCGCUCUGCAUUUCUGAGGAGGUAAUUUUAGACUAUCUUCAGAUUCAGAGCACUAUAAUUUCUAGAGUGAUCUUUACCUGUUUCA